Messenger RNA from Cynoglossus semilaevis (tongue sole), 4166 nucleotides. It is a transcript of the gene dctn1b, whose product is annotated as dynactin 1b. The record is from RefSeq and is a predicted model, not a curated record. Gene Ontology annotation, biological process: establishment of mitotic spindle orientation; nuclear migration. The transcript is spliced from 30 exons. Gene Ontology annotation, cellular component: axon; kinetochore; spindle pole. NCBI's taxonomy places the organism in Eukaryota, Metazoa, Chordata, Actinopteri, Pleuronectiformes, Cynoglossidae. Bases 609 to 4166 code for a protein of 1185 amino acids.
GAAUAUUUUUAACUGACUUUUGUGAACUGCAUUAAUAGCAAAUGUAUGCUUUUUGCCUCUUGUACAGCCUUUGGUUUUGGGCUAACUUUUGUUGACUGUUGUUGUUUUUUUACUGUCCAUUUAAAUAUUUCUAGGACUGUCAGAUUUAUUUUAAGAUAUAUAUUUGUAGGCUUUAGGACCCAGCAGCAGAGUCUGGGCCUAAGCCUCCCUCCCUUCUGCAGAAGCCAGAGCAGGCAGACAUCAGCGCAGUGCUACGACUCAGAUGAUGCACUUACAGCAGACCAUUGGAUGUUGUCUUUGCUUUCUUUAUUAAUCUGCUCAUGGUUUAGAGUGUACAUCAAUGGGGCUGUGAAAAUCGGAAACCUACCAGACAUGGUCAAAUGGCCCUUGUGGAGUGCAGCAUCUAGACAACAAUUUUUGGGGCAUUCAGGCUCUUUCUCUGUCGAUCAGGAGAGGGACAGUGGGGUUAUUUAAAGAGAAACAGUUAGAGGACCAGAGGGAUACAAGAGCAGUGGCAGAACCAAACCCCCUCCACCUCUGUCUGGAUCUUCCUGCUAACACAGUCAAGACAAGGGGUUUGUUUGGGGUGGGCUCAGUGACCAGGAAACAUGUCAUUGACUAGGAGGAGCACUUAUACCCGGAACACGAGCAGUGGCAGCAGCAGGAUGAGCUCGGACGGAGGAGGGCGUCCCGUCAAAGUGGGCUCCCUGGUGGAAGUGAUUGGGAAGGGGCAGCGCGGCACAGUGGCCUACAUUGGUACCACACUUUUUGCCUCCGGGAAAUGGGUGGGAGUCAUUCUGGAUGAAGCCAAAGGCAAGAACGAUGGCACAGUGCAGGGCAAGCGCUACUUCACCUGUGAUGAGAAUCGUGGGAUAUUUGUGAGACAGUCCCAGAUACAGCUGGUUGAUGAUGGAGCAGAUACCACAUCCCCAGAGACGCCAGAGCCAGGCACUGGCAAAAUUCCCAAAAAAGAGAUCCUGGAGACGUCCAGGUCCAGCAAGGGGCGAGGAGUGAAGCCCAAAAAGACUCCUGCUCCACGGAAGACCAUGGCCAGAAGGCCUAAGCAGCCCAGUCGAUCUGCACAUGGAAAGGGAGCAGCAUCAGGCUCCGCCUCGGCUUCAGCCGGAGAGAUGAGCAGCAGUGAGCCCAGUACUCCAGCCCAGACACCACUGGCUGCCCCGGUCAUCCCCACCCUCCACUCCCCUGGUAAACCUGAGGCUCCCGUCCCUAGUAAGGAGGAAGUCACCAUGGAAACACAGGAGGAGGAGGCUCUUCAGGCUCAGGUGAAGGAUCUGGAGGAGAAGUUGGAGACACUGAGGAUGAAGCGGAUGGAGGACAAGGUCAAGCUAAAGGAACUGGAGAAGCACAAGAUCCAACUGGAGCAGCUGCAGGAGUGGAAAAACAAGAUGCAGGAGCAGCAGGCAGAGCUGCAGAAACAACUAAAAGAGGCCAAGAGGGAGGCCAAAGAGGCUCAGGAGGCGAAGGAGCGCUACGUGGAGGAGAUGUCAGACACUGCAGACGCCAUAGAGAUGGCCACACUGGACAAGGAGAUGGCAGAAGAGAGAGCCGAGUCCCUGCAGCUGGAGGUGGACUCCCUCAAAGAGCGGGUGGAUGAGCUGACCAUGGACCUCGAGAUCCUCAAGCAUGAGAUCGAGGAGAAAGGAUCUGAUGGAGCUGCUUCCAGUUAUCAUGUGAAACAGCUGGAGGAGCAGAACAGCAGACUAAAAGAAGCUCUGGUCCGGAUGAGAGACCUGUCGGCGUCAGAGAAGCAGGAACACGUGAAGUUGCAGAAACAGAUGGAGAAGAAGAACAUGGAGCUGGACUCCCUGAGGAGCCAGAAGGAGAAACUGCAGGAGGAGAUGACAGGAGCAGAGAAGACCAUCGAUGAGCUAAAAGAACAGGUGGACGCAGCCUUAGGAGCGGAGGAGAUGGUGGAGACGCUGACUGAGAGAAACCUGGACCUGGAGGAGAAAGUGAGGGAGAUGAAGGAGACGGUGAUAGAUCUGGAAGCCAUCAAUGAGAUGAACGAUGAGCUGCAAGAGAACGCCAGGGAGACGGAGCUGGAGCUGAGAGAGAUGUUAGACCUGGGCGCCGCCCGCGUCAGAGAGGCAGAGAAGCGCGUGGAAGCUGCUCAGGAGACGGUGGCUGACUAUCAACAAACCAUCAAGAAGUACCGCGAGCUGACGGCUCAUCUACAGGAGGUGAACAGAGAACUGAUGAGUCAGCAGGAGGCCUCUGCGGAACUGCAGCAGCAGCCACCAGCUGAGAUGUUUGACUUCAAGAUAAAGUUUGCUGAGACCAAGGCCUACGCCAAGGCAAUUGAGAUGGAGCUGAGGAAGAUGGAGGUGAGUCAGGCUAACAGACACGUUUCCCUCCUCACCUCCUUCAUGCCUGAAUCGUUCCUUCGUCACGGAGGAGACCACGACUGCAUCCUGGUGCUGCUGCUCAUCCCCAGGCUCAUCUGCAAGGCGGAGCUGGUCAGUAAACAGGCUCAGGAGAAGUUUGACCUGAAUGAGAACUGUGUGGAGAGAACAGGACUGAAGGGAUCAGUGGGAGAACAGCUGAGCUUCGCUGCUGGUCUAGUUUAUUCUCUCAGUCUGCUUCAGGCCACGCUGCAUAAAUAUGAACAGGCUCUGUCUCAGUGCAGUGUGGACGUCUAUAAGAAGAUUGGUUCUCUCUAUCCAGAGAUGAGCGUCCAUGAACGAUCCCUGGACUUUCUUAUUGACCUGCUGCACAAAGAUCAGCUGGAUGAGACAGUCAACGUGGAGCCGCUCACAAAAGCCAUUAAAUACUACCAGCACCUGUACAGCAUCCACCUGUCAGAGCAGAGUGAGGACUGCACCAUGCAGCUGGCUGAUCACAUCAGGUUUACCCAGAGUGCCUUGGACUGUAUGGCCGUGGAGGUGGGUCGUCUGAGGGCGUUCUUGCACGCCGGUCAGGAGAAGGUGGACCUGGCAGUGCUGCUCAAAGACCUGGAGACGUCCUGCAGUGACGUCAGACAGUUCUGCAAGAAGAUCCGCCGCAGGAUGCCAGGAACGGACGCACCAGGAAUCCCAGCAGCUCUGAACUUUGGACAACAGGUCUCUGACACUCUGUCAGACUGCAGGAAACACCUGACCUGGGUGGUGGCUGUGCUGCAGGAAGUGGCAGCGGCCGGCGCUCAGAUGAUGUCACCUCUGGGUGAACAAGAAGGACUGUCGGCCGUCAAACUGGAGGAUGUGGCCUUCAAGGCAGGAGAACAGAUUUAUGGAUCUCAUGGAACGAACCCAUACGACAGUCUGCGUCAGUCCUGCGGCAUCGUCAUAGCAACCAUGAACAAGAUGGCCACCGCCAUGCAGGAGGGAGAGUACGACUCGGAGAAGAUUCAAAACAAGAAUCCUCCACCAGUGGAUCUGAGGGCGGCAGCCCUUAGAGCAGAAAUCACAGACGCUGAAGGUCUGGGCAUGAAGCUGGAGGACAGAGAAACAGUCAUUAGAGAACUUAAGAAAUCUCUGAAGAUCAAGGGCGAGGAGCUGAGCGAGGCCAACAUCAGACUGAGUCUCCUGGAGAAGAAACUGGACAGUUCAUCCAAAGAUGCAGACGAACGUGUCGAAAAGAUUCAGACUCGACUGGACGAGACACAGACUCUGCUGAAGAAGAAAGAGAAGGAGUUUGAGGAGACCAUGGAUGCUCUGCAGGCCGACAUCGAUCAGCUGGAAUCAGAGAAGGCAGAGCUAAAACAGAGAAUCAACAGCCAAUCAAAGAUGACCAUCGACGGGCUGAGAGGAAGUGGCUCGUCAGGGAUCGCGUCAAUCGUCACAGGAAUACCAGGAGCAGAAGAACAGAAAGCCACCAUGAUGUCAGGAGUGACAUCAGCCUCAGGAGUCCAGGUGAUCGACUCUCCUCUGCUGACUCGGCAGAUCCAAGCUCAGAGACUUUGCAUCAAACAACUGAAGAACGAGAACAACAGGCUAAAGGCUGAGAAGAUGAGAGCUCAGCUCUCCUCUCUGCCUCCGCUCCACGUGACCAAACUUCCUUCUAGAGAUGGACGUCCUGAAGUUCUCUCCAGCGCCCUCUACCGCAAAACUAACCAGCUUCUGGAGACUCUGCUGCAGAUGAGUGCUAACGUCAAGGUUGUGGACAUCACUGGGAAAUCUCCAGGUAAGGACAAUAUCAUUUUAAUUUGA